Neodiprion fabricii is the source of this 2617-nucleotide messenger RNA. RefSeq names its product UDP-glucosyltransferase 2-like. The transcript is spliced from 4 exons. Bases 205 to 1758 code for a protein of 517 amino acids. Lineage: Eukaryota; Metazoa; Arthropoda; Insecta; Hymenoptera; Diprionidae. The record is from RefSeq and is a predicted model, not a curated record. Gene Ontology annotation, molecular function: UDP-glycosyltransferase activity.
CUGUACUUGGUUCAGUCCUUACGACAAGGCGAAGAAGACAUUUGCUUUCUUAUCAGUCUGGCAAGAUGGAAGUAUUUAUUAGUUAGCACGAAUGACAAGCCGUUGAAUAACGUAGUAGAGAACUAGUCAUUUGGCAAAUUUCGGCUCAUACUCCUAAACGUGUUGCAUUCUUUCUACGUGAAUUGUGGAUACAAUACUAUUGCAAUGGACUUUCGUACCAUAUUCCUGUUUCUGGUCGCCGGGUACGUUGCAGAUUGUUCACGAAUCCUUGCAAUAUUUCCGUACCAGGGUCGAAGUCACAACAUAAUGUUCGAGCCUUUGAUGAUCGGUUUGGCACGUGCAGGCCACACAGUUGACGUAGUCAGUCAUUUUCCACUAGAAAAGCAGGUGGCAGGCUUCAACCACAUUAGUCUAAAGGGCACACUGCCCUUCUACGUCAAUAAUAUAACCGCAUCACUUGCACGAAAACAGAAUGGAGUGUACCAAACAUUGGAAUUUCUUUCUCACCAAGAACCCGAAAGCCUCUGCAGCCUGAUGCGAUUACCGCAACUCCAAAAUGUCAUCAAUUCGGACACCAAGUAUGACAUCUUCAUCACCGAGAUACUGGGGUCAAACUGUUACCUUGCUGUGGCUCACAAAAUGAAGAUUCCAUUCGUUGGAAUCGUUACCAAUGUCAUGUACUCCUGGGCUAUUGAUCCUGUGUUCGGUGACGCGAAUCCAAGUUUCAUUCCGUCACAGUUGUCGACUUUUACAAACAAGAUGAGCUUCUUUGAACGCGUGGAGAAUCUCAUGAUUCAUGUGUAUUCAAAGUUUCUCUUCUCAUAUUUCGACAAAACAGUAUCUGAUCCACUCACUAAAACAUACUUCGAGGAUGUUCCACCACUGAAUGACAUCUACAAUAACAUGAGUCUGGUAUUAGCCAAUAGUCAUUUUAGUAUCCACGGUGUCCGUCCAGGGAACUCAGCCAUCGUUGAAGUAGCAGGUCUGCACAUCGACGAAACCCAAGUGCUUUCAGAGGAAUUGGAGACGUAUUUGAAUUCCUCUAAGGAUGGCGUGGUGUACUUCAGUAUGGGUACGAUGGUGAGGUCUGACACAUUCCCGGUGGAACGGAUAUUAGCAAUAUAUGAAAGUUUUUCGGAACUGAAAAAUUACAAAGUCUUAUGGAAGGGAAACUUGGAGGAUAUGCCAAAACCGUUACCAUCAAACGUCAAGAUAGUUCCAUGGGCACCACAGUACGCAGUACUCCGCCACCCGAAAGUAAAAGCAUUCGUGACGCAUGGAGGUUUGAUGGGGACCCAGGAAGCGAUACACGCUGGAGUUCCUAUGAUUGGGAUCCCGUUCUUCUCUGACCAGACGUUUAACAUAAUGGGAUACGUGCAGAGAGGCUUCGCCGUUCACCUCGACUACGACGAUAUAAGCAAAGCGAGCUUUUCCAAGGCCUUAACGGAGGUACUGUCCGACCCGAAGUAUCAAUCUAACGCAGCACGUUACUCAAGACUGUUCAGGGAUCGUCCUCUAUCGCCGAUGGAUGAGGCCAUUUUCUGGAUCGAAUACGUAAUUCGUAAUGGAGGCGAGCCACUCAGAUCCUCGGGUCGUCAUCUUAACUGGUUUCAGUAUUACUUGAUAGAUGUAGGUCUAUUUUUAUUGUUUAUAACAGUCCUCGUCAUUACUGUCGCAUUCACUUUCGUAAAAAAAGUACUCCAUUUUAUUGCACGCGAACUGAGUUAUGAGCAUCCGAUUAAAGAUAAAUCUUCCUAGACGCGUGUGUAAAAUAGAUAUAUUUAUACUGUGAAUAUUAAGAGUAAGUUUAUCUUCCAAAGUAGCAAGUAAGUAUUCUAGAGUCUCGAUCGCGCGAGCUCAAGCUUUCGGGUGAGUGGAUGUAGGUUAUGUCACAUCGAACUUGAAUAACCGCCCAUCUGUAAGGUUUGGGUCAGCGUAUUUCUAAACCUCCUUCAACGUGUACUAUAAUAGGCCCGUGGCCGUGCAAAUGAAUUACAUUUUUGGACAACAUCACCAUCCACACAAAGUUCAAUUUCAAUAUUGAAUUCGCAGUUUGAAAAUCAUGAAAUUUCAAUUAGAUCGAUAUUAUUAAGAGUCCAAUCAUUAGUCAUAAGGUACAUUACAUCGUUCCAAGAGAUACCGACAAAGCGUGGAAUUGUACGCGCUGAUAUAAGAGAUUCACGAUCUGUUGUCAUUUGAUGUAAGCGUAACCGUUAUUUAGUCCAUGAAUUCGUCAAAUAUCAGUCAUUAUUGUGUGCUUGUUAUAUAUGAUGAUUUACGAAGGUAUUACUACCGAGAUAGGGAUAAAUAUUGAACGAAAAUCCUUAAUUGGUGUAAGCUUGACAAUCUUGAGGAUUCCACAAUAGAAUAAAUAUACUUAUAUUGACAUAAAUCCGACGAGAUACGACCAAUAUACAAUCAGACACAGAGGGCAACCUCAACUUUGAAUAAGGGACAGUUUUUGCAAUGAAUUCACCUAAUUAGCUCUCUAAAUUUGUAAAAAAAAAGGAUGUACAACAUAAAUCCCCUUUUCCAGAUCGAAUAAAUGUUCAAUUAAUUCUUAUGCAUUCAUACUCUUGAAGACAAAAACAUAAUUCUCAUGUUUUCCAGACAAGAA